This is a messenger RNA of Calidris pugnax (ruff), 976 nucleotides long. RefSeq names its product C-factor-like. Bases 20 to 793 code for a protein of 257 amino acids. The transcript has 6 exons. The record is from RefSeq and is a predicted model, not a curated record. NCBI's taxonomy places the organism in Eukaryota, Metazoa, Chordata, Aves, Charadriiformes, Scolopacidae.
GGAGGGGGGGCGGUCGGCGAUGGCGGCGGUGCGGGCACGGGCGGUGCUGCUGACCGGCUCCAACCGCGGCAUCGGGCUGGAGCUGGUGAAGCAGCUCCUGGGGACACCGCGACCGCCAGCCUGGAUCUUCGCCACCUGCCGGGACCCCGAGGGGCCGCGGGCGCAGGAGUUGAGAGAUCUGGCCUCCAAACACCCAAACCUGGUUCUCGUGAAGCUGGAUGUUGCAAAUCCCUCGGCUAUUACCGAUGCAGUGAAGGUCGUGGAGGGAAAGCUGAACGGCGCCGGCUUGAACCUGCUGAUAAACAACGCUGGCAUCUACACCCCGACGGCGUCGCUGGAGACGGUCGACUCUGAAGACAUGAUAAGGACGUACAAGACCAAUGCGGUGGGGCCACUGCUGAUGGCCCAGGCAUUCCUGCCCCUGUUGAAGAAGGCUGCCCGGGAGAGCACGGAGAAGGGACUGAGUUGCAACAAGGCAGCCAUCAUCAACAUCUCCACUGUCAUGGGGUCCAUUGAGAAAACUCCUGAGUCCUUCUUCAAGCCUGUCAUCUCCUACCGCUGCAGCAAGGCUGCCCUCAAUAUGCUCACCAAGUGCCAGGCUCUGACCUACGGGGAAGCCGGAAUCCUCUGCGUGGCACUUCAUCCCGGCUGGGUGAAAACUGACAUGGGCAGCCAGGAGGCUGACCUGACGGUGGACACAAGCGUGCGGGGUUUGCUGUCUGUACUGCCGAUCCUCUCCGAGAAGCACAGUGGGACGCUGCUCAACUGGGAAGGUAAAGCUAUUCCUUGGUGACAGCUCUCUGUCCCUACGAGGGACCUCGCAGUGACGGGGGACACUGUGGGUGCCCUGGAGCACUGGGAUGCUCAGCCCUCUGUGGUCUGCAAGGGACCUACUUGGGACUCCACCGGGCAACCUGUGAUCCCUGCCUUCGAGCUGCUAAUAAAUAAAGUCAAUUAGUACCUGUGCCUUCUCCCA